Messenger RNA from Phaedon cochleariae (mustard beetle), 4268 nucleotides. NCBI's taxonomy places the organism in Eukaryota, Metazoa, Arthropoda, Insecta, Coleoptera, Chrysomelidae. The record is from the annotation of a GenBank genome assembly.
GUUUAUAUAAACUCGAAUAUUUUAACGUACUUAUGUAACACCCUGUAUAUUCAGAUGAACCAUACUCCAUUAUUUGCUCAUCAGAUUUGAUGCUAAUUGAAUUAGGGAUAUUUUUCAUGAAAAGCAAAAUGGGGCGUUCUUUACCAGUCAGCCUAUUUUUUAUCUGUCUCAGUGUCGAAACCACAAAAACCAUCGAAUCUGGUCCACCCUGUACCCGCACACAUCCGCGCCCUGCCUUGCGCAAGAGGUGCGUCCGCGAUCGAUUAUUCAAUUUCAAGGUAGACAAAUAUAUCGAAUGAAAUAUACGAUGAUGGACGUGGCUUAUUGCCGCCACCCGGGCUUGCAGUCGAUCGCCUUUGGAUAUCUUCCGAGUGAAUAAUUUUAUACGAGCGACGAAUUCAACAAUCGAUCGUUUCCGCGCUUCCGGUCUUAUCAGAAAGUUUCAGCUGUUCGGACAUUAUUUCGUUUCUGGGUAUCUGUGAUAAUACGGUCGAACAAAAUGUGUCAGAGUGAGAAAGAUUACAAACAACGAUUGAUCGCUGCAGUUAAGAAAGAAGUGAAGCAGGUAAUGGAAGAAUCAGUCACCAGAAAAUUCAUCCAUGAAGAAAGUGGUUCUGUGACAUCUUUAUGUGGAGCAGUCGAGGCUUGUUUAUCACAAGGCCUCCGAAGACGAGCAUUGGGCCUUUUCAAGACAUCAUCUACAACUGCGUUGCUGCACAAAAUUGCCAAACACUGCCCUGAGGCGGAAAUAAUAUCCAAUAAAGUGCAAGAAUUGGAAAAUGUCGAUCCUAAUAGAAGAUCUUCCAGCAGCAGCGACAGUGUAACAAAACCAGUGUUAAAGAAAAAUGCUUCGUUGCCAAGUAACCCAUUUCCAAAAUAUUUAUGGAUAAGACUUGCCUUAUUCAUGAAGCAGCUUCCUAGGAUAAUCGACUACAUAGUGUCAAAUGCACAUAAGUAUUACGACAAAGAUGCCCUGGUUGCUGAUUCUGAUUAUGGAACCAUUUUGAGCUCACUUUUGGUGGGACCUUGCGCCUUGGAUUACUCCAGUAUGAAAAGUCACGACCAUUUCUGGACAGAUCCACCAGCUGAUGAAUUGGUACAAAGACACAGAAUGUCUACUGGUCAUUCCACACCUCCUUCAGUUCGUAGACCGAUUCUGAAUUUUCGAAGGUCGCUCAAUACCAGCUCCGAGGAUACGUUGACGUGUAGGGUGUCUACCCAAUACCUAGCCAAAGAUAAUGUGGAGAGUUUACACCAGAAUUCCAGGGCGACGUUGUUGUUUGGAAAAAAUAAUGUGCUCGUUCUUCCAGUGAAUUCUAAUUUGUCUGAGCCAAUACCUGGGUAUUUAAGCUUACAUCAGACGGCAAAUGCAUUAGCAAUAAAAUGGACUCCUAAUGAGUUGAUGAAUUGUUUCGGAGAGGAAUCGCAUGAUAAAAGUAUAUAUUGGGAUUAUGCUCUUCAAGUUCGUCUAGACGAAAUAGUUUAUGUGCAUUGCCAUCAAGAUAGUGAAACAGGAGGAACUGUCAUACUAGUAGGUCAAGAUGGCGUUCAGAGGCCUCCAAUACACUUCCCCAAAGGUGGUCACAUGCUCGCCUUCCUGAGUUGCAUAGAAACGGGACUUUUACCUAGAGGAAGGUUGGAUCCUCCUUUGUGGUCUCAAAGAACUGGUAAAAAUUAUUCUAAACGAAGAAGGCCACUUCCAGUUCUAAGUGAAACAGAAGAAACAUCGAAAGACUAUGUUUUCCGCAUAAUAGACAACAGUAAUCAUAAGGACAUAUUGAAAGGAAAGGAACUCAUGGACACCAUCGCCUCCUUUUCACCAAAAGUAAGAGUACAACACUAUAGCACUAGCACAAGUUCGGAUAGUUCCUCCAAAAGUUUCAGCAUAGACCAGAAUGUUCCUGAUAGUCCACCUAGUGUUUACAUUCAAGCUGUUUGUGAUUCCAUGAAACGCCAAAUUAUAUCUAGGUUAGAGCUCCCAACACAUUCGAACCUUUGUGAAUCCUCGUUUCAUUUUCUCUACUUUUUAAGGGCAUUUUAUGGAUGGCUAGCAUAUUGCCGACAUCUUUCAACUGUGCGAACCCAUUUGAGUGGGGUGGUUAACGCCAAAAUAGUGAAUGGAGAUGAUGCUACUCAAGGGAUAACUUUGGAAAAAUGGGCUGAACUUUGUAUAGAUGGUGUAGUAUCUGACUAUUCAGAAGUAUACAGACUGACGUACUUUGGAGGGAUUGUUCAGGAACUCAGGCGAGAAAUAUGGCCCUAUCUUUUGGGCCAUUACAAAUUUGGCAGUACUUCAGAACACAGGCACGAACUCAGCGAAGAAACAAAACAAGCAUACGAAAAUACAAUGUCAGAAUGGUUGGCUGUAGAAGCGAUAGUCAGGCAAAAGGACAAAGAAAAUCAAGCCCAUGCUAUUGCUAAGCUCAGUAGUGAAAGUAUGUCGGGAGAUCAAAUGCCACAAGAAAUCCAAGAAGAAUUGAGUAAUGAGGUAUUUGAGGAUAAUAUUGAUCUAAUAAGUGAUGAGGAAGAUGAAUCAUUAGAAGAACAAACUAAAAAAAAAUCAAAACGAACAAAACAGAACACUAUCAGAUAUUCAAGUGAUGAGGAUGAUGACGCUUGUAAAAAACAAACUGAAAAUGUACAAAAUGAAGAAGCCUUUAGUAGUACAUGUAGUAGGAAAAAUAGUAUAACAAAUAGUUCUAAUGUAGAAAAUGCACAAAUCGAAAGCCAGUUGGAAGAAUUAAGUCAAUUCGAUUAUAGGAAAAGUCAGGAUGAUGAAGAUUCCAAAUCGGAAGAAUGUUCCCAGCUUCAUAAUAAAGAGGAAUUGAGAGACUUCAUUCAUAAUGUGAUAGUUAUUGAUGCCAGUGUUGACAUAUGUAGUAUAGGUAAUGAAACUGAUACUGCUAGAAUGACCAAUUUGGAUGCAGUCACAGAAGAGAAUAAUUCAUCAUUAGAUACUUGCAUAGAAACCCAUGGGUUAGCAUCACCAGCUAGGUCUACUUGCGUUUCACCGGCUAGUUCAAACGGAGGAGUAUACAGUCAAGAAUUACUAGAAACAUUUGGAUUGAACCUACAUAGGAUAGAAAAGGAUGUGCAGAGAUGUGAUAGAAAUUACUGUUACUUUAUGGAGAAAGAAAAUUUGGAUAAAUUGAGGAAUAUUAUGUGCACGUAUGUCUGGGAGCACUUGGAUAUUGGUUAUAUGCAAGGAAUGUGCGAUCUGGUGGCUCCUCUACUAGUGAUUUUCAAUGACGAAUCACUCACAUACGCAUGUUUCUGUCACUUGAUGGAAAGAAUGGUUGAAAACUUUCCCAAUGGGAACGCGAUGGACUGCCAUUUCGCCAACAUGCGAUCCCUCAUUCAAAUUUUGGAUUCGGAAAUGUAUGAGUUGAUGCAUGAUCAUCGAGACUACACACACUUCUACUUCUGCUACAGGUGGUUCCUGUUGGACUUCAAGAGGGAACUGGUGUAUCCAGAUGUUUUUGCUACAUGGGAAAUCAUAUGGGCUGCACAACAAGUUGCGUCCAGUCAUUUCGUACUGUUUUUGGCCUUGGCACUAUUGGAAAGUUACAGGGAUAUAAUUUUAACAAAUGGCAUGGAUUUUACUGAUAUCAUCAAAUUUUUCAAUGAAAUGGCAGAGAGACACAAUGCACAAUCAGUGCUCAAACUAGCUAGAGACCUGGUACUUCAGCUGCAAGUAUUGAUAGAGAAUAAAUGAAUUUCUUCCUAUACUAAGGUGAUUAUAUGUCCAAGAUAAGAUGUCUAUUCCAGAGGUGUACAUAAAUGGAUAAAGCCUUGCUCCGAGGCUCCAAUAUUCACUCCAAACUAUCAAUGUACAAGACACUUAUUUACCUACACAUUUCAGUAUUUAUCUGAAUGUUCAUUUUACUGGUGUCCCAUUAAAUUAGGAUAUUUUUUUGUACUAGAUUAUCGAACGGAAAAGUUCUCUCUAAUAUUAUUCUUGAAUUAAAAACUGUUCACUGUUACGCAUAUCGUGGGCAGUGGUUACAUAUAGGGCCAUGAAAGUAGGACACAAUAUUUGCAUUUUUUGAAGAAAGUAUUCUUGAUAUUUCAGUAUCUGAAUCCCCAUUUGUAAUCAGACUAAAUAAUGGUUUCUUGUUUUAAAUUAUCGUCGUUGUCAAGUAAUAUCAGUUCAAAGGAAUUCAUUUGGGAUUUUCUCUCCAUGUUUCUUCGAAAUAAAAAUAUGAGAAUUAUUUUAAUAUACAUGUAGUAAGGACAAAUCAUAUGAUUUGCCCCAAAACGCGUUUUCA